Molecule: messenger RNA, 1843 nt
Organism: Ricinus communis (castor bean)
Lineage: Eukaryota; Viridiplantae; Streptophyta; Magnoliopsida; Malpighiales; Euphorbiaceae
Product: mediator of RNA polymerase II transcription subunit 31
Exons: 11
Coding region: 209-1426 (405 amino acids)
Biological process (GO): regulation of transcription by RNA polymerase II
Cellular component (GO): mediator complex; core mediator complex
Molecular function (GO): RNA binding; transcription coregulator activity
Source: RefSeq, a predicted model, not a curated record
GUCAUAAAAUUACAAAGUAACCUUUUCUCUCCCGAUCCACCGAAUCGAUUCGGGCACGGGAUACCACAAUUCACAAAUUCACAAACAUGACCUCCCAAUCCCUAGCUUAGUUUUAGGUUCUUUCUUUUUUAAUCAAUUCAAAUCAAAUCAAAAACCCCAAAACCUCAAAAAUUUUAGUGCGGGUGGAGAUAUAGAAAAAGGAAAUAAUAUGGAUCAGCACGAGCAUGAAGAGCAAGAGCAUGAGGUGUAUGGCAGUGAGAUUCCCGAUGAGAGAGAGAUGGAUGCUGAUAUCGACAUGUCUUCUAGACCUGAGGAAGAAGAAGAAGAAGUAGAAGAAGAAUAUGACGAACAAAACCCUAACUCUAAGGAUUUGGAGGACAUGAAGAAGAGACUUAAAGAGAUUGAAGAAGAAGCCGGCGCACUCCGUGAAAUGCAGGCUAAAGUUGAGAAGGAGAUGGGAGCUGUUCAAGAUUCCUCAAGUGGUUCUGCAACGCAAGCUGAGAAGGAGGAGGUGGAUUCGCGAUCUGUAUACGUUGGUAAUGUAGACUAUGCCUGUACUCCUGAAGAAGUUCAGCAGCAUUUUCAAUCAUGUGGAACUGUAAACAGAGUGACAAUUUUGACUGACAAGUUUGGUCAACCAAAGGGUUUUGCAUAUGUUGAAUUUGUAGAGGUUGAUGCUGUUCAAAAUGCUCUUUUGUUGAAUGAAUCGGAAUUGCAUGGCCGUCAGUUAAAGGUCUCUGCUAAGCGUACCAAUAUUCCUGGAAUGAAGCAGUAUCGAGGAAGGCGUCCCAACCCUUAUUCUGGGUUCAGAUCCCGAAGGCCAUUCAUGCCUGCUCCUUUCUCUCCCCCAUAUGGGUAUGGGCCAAAGAGCAUAUACAAGGAUCCUGAUGAUGGGAAGCAGCGGUUUUUACUUGAGUUAGAAUUUGUCCAAUGUCUAGCUAAUCCCACUUAUAUCCACUAUUUGGCUCAGAAUCGCUAUUUUGAAGAUGAAGCAUUUAUUGGCUACUUGAAAUACCUUCAGUACUGGCAACAACCUGAGUAUAUAAAAUUUAUUAUGUACCCUCAUUGCCUUUUUUUUCUUGAAUUGCUUCAAAAUGCAAGCUUCCGCAAUGCAAUGGCACAUCCUGGCAACAAGGAAUUGACACAUAGGCAGCAAUUCUUUUUCUGGAAGAACUAUAGAAACAACCGGCUGAAGCACAUUUUACCUAGACCGCUUCCUGAACCUGUUCCUACACCCCCUACUUCUGCUCUACCUCUACCACCUUUGCAAUCAUCACCUGUGCCUCCUACAACCGUUGCUAUGCCAGCUGCUUCUGCCUCAGCCCUCUCUCCCAUGCCAUAUGGCAUGCCCCCUGGAUCUACUCUUGCAAAAAAUGAUAUGCGGAACACUGGAAUUGAUCGAAGAAAAAGAAAGAAAGAAGUUUAACCUGAAUCAUCUUAGUUGAAAGCACUGGGGUGAAUAUAUCUGCUGAGGUUAUGAAAUCCAUGCACCGUAAUCAGCAGCCCCAAGGUUCUUUUGAUGGAUUUGCAGACCAACCUACAAGACCUACCUUCCCUGUUGCCUGUUUCUCGAUGCACCGAAUGUAAUUCUGGUAUAGCAUCUUUGUCUCUCUAGUGUAAUGAGCCUGAUUUGUGUUUUAGAACUUCAUAAUUUAUAGUUAAAGCUGAAAAUGAUCAGCUCAUAUGCCAACAGGUAGACUACUUGUAAGGAAAUGAGAGACUUUCUAGAAUUCAUUUGCUAGUUUAUAUGCGUGUUGUUGGCAAAGCUCUCAUGUGGCAACAGAUUUUAAUAAUCUUUCUAUUACAAGUUCUGUUCCGAGUGUCUGAAGGAAUCUGUUUUCUA